AUGUCGCGAGUCGCUUUUUUCACCUGGUGCGUUGUGACAGCUCUGGUCAGUUUAAGGGCAAGAGGUGAGACAGUUUGCUAUCCUGAGCUGGACUGUUUCUCGACUGAAGGUGGUUUCGUGGAUAGACUCCCGGCGGAGCCAGCCACCAUCAACACACAGUUUCUCCUCUUCACCAGGAACAGUCCUUAUGACGAACAGUACCUUAGGCACGUCACUCUUCGGGAGUCACACUUUAACAGUUCAAAGGACACAAAGUUCCUGGUACACGGCUACAUGGACGACAGGACAGAGGAGUGGCUGGUCAUGGCCACGGACGCCAUCUUGGAUCGUGAUGACGUCAAUGUCGUCGUCGUGGACUGGGGAGGAGGGGCGAUGGAGAUGGACUACCCACAAGUCGCCGCGAACGCUCGUGUGGUCGGCGCGGAGCUGGCAAGAUUCAUAUCUUUCCUUAUAGAAGACCUUGGCGUUAGCAGCCGUUCUAUCCACAUCAUUGGCCACAGCUUGGGUGCUCAUAUUGCGGGUUAUGCCGGGCAACGGCUGGCCAAAUCCGGCUCCAAGAUAGGAAGAAUCACUGCUCUGGACCCAGCAGAGCCGGGUUUCCAGGGCACACCCAGGCACGUCCGGCUGGACCCGAGUGACGCCGUGUUUGUGGACGCCAUUCACACGGACGGGGAGUUUUCAGGCUUCGGGAUGUCUGAGCCCGUCGGCCAUUUGGAUUUCUAUCCCAACGGUGGAAGGGACCAGCCUGGAUGUAGCGAUAACCUGUUCAACUCCAUCUGGGCCCACGGGCUGUAUCACGGCGGGAAAAACUUCGUCACGUGUAACCACAAGCGCGCCCACCGCCUGUUCGUGGAGUCUGUCCGCUCGGCCUGCCCGUGGCGCGGCUACCCGUGCUCGGGGAGGGACGCGUUCCGGCGGGGGGACUGUCUGUCGUGCGGCGCCACCGGCUGCUACAAGAUGGGGUACGACGCCGUCGAAAAGACGCCCCCUAGCGGAACUGAGCUAGUCAAGUUGUACCUCACAACCGAAGGCCAGGAACCAUACUGUCAUCGGAACGAAUACAGAGUGGAAAUAAUCCUGUCCAUGAAAGGGGACGUGUUCUGUGCCUAUGGCAGACCGCUGGCAGCGAACCAGGCUCACACUAUCCACAUAGGGGACUGCUGA
Molecule: messenger RNA, 1164 nt
Organism: Branchiostoma belcheri (Belcher's lancelet)
Lineage: Eukaryota; Metazoa; Chordata; Leptocardii; Amphioxiformes; Branchiostomatidae
Product: pancreatic triacylglycerol lipase-like
Exons: 9
Coding region: 1-1164 (387 amino acids)
Biological process (GO): lipid metabolic process
Molecular function (GO): lipase activity
Source: RefSeq, a predicted model, not a curated record